AUGUCUUCUUCUGUUGAAAGAGAAAUUGGUCAAUUAUCAGAGUCCAAUAAUGUAAUCCUCAUGUUCUUGAUGGAAGAAACAUAUGAAUUUGAAGAUGAAUACUAUGAUGAUGAUAAACUUAUAAUAAAGGUCCAAUCGGCAAUCACACUACUAAAAAAUUCCACUCAAAAUUAUGCAUGGAAUAUCCCUUGUGAAAAGGAGAUGGAGCAUGUCGAAAAGGAAUAUGAAGAUCGAAAUUUCAUUGAUGAUUUUGAGAUGUAUUAUGGAGUUUUCAUAGAGCAAAAACAUAGAGAAAAAUAUAAUUUGUCCCAAUCCCAAGGACCAAAUGAUGCAGUAUUCUGA
Molecule: messenger RNA, 342 nt
Organism: Medicago truncatula (barrel medic)
Lineage: Eukaryota; Viridiplantae; Streptophyta; Magnoliopsida; Fabales; Fabaceae
Exons: 2
Coding region: 1-342 (113 amino acids)
Source: RefSeq, a predicted model, not a curated record